CUGACAACAAAGAAGCCGGAAGUUUUGACUUCAGAUGAAUGUGUGUGUGUUUUGUUUGUAAUAAAACUGCAAACUAUGAACGAUUAUUGAUUUAUUAAAACUCGGUGCAACUCGAAUUGAAAAUAUAAACGAGAUGGAGUUGCUGUUUGAUCCCUCUUAUUUCCUCAAAAAUUCCUCUAAUGGCACAAACACCACCGACCUGACAUAUGGCUUUGUGUCCUGCGCCGUCUCCGUCCUCUUCUACGGGAGCAACUUUGUUCCUGUAAAGAAGAUCGACACUGGUGAUGGCAUGUUUUUCCAGUGGGUUCUUUGUGCUGCUAUAUGGACGGUGUCUUUGAUUGUGAACAUCAUCUUGGGCAGCCCAAAGUUCUGGCCUCUGGCAAUGCUAGGAGGAGCUAUCUGGGCUACAGGCAAUAUCACAGUUGUGCCCAUAGUUAAGACCAUUGGACUCGGCCUAGGUCUAUUAAUAUGGGCUUCCUUCAACCUCCUCAUGGGCUGGGCCAGCUCACGAUUUGGCUGGUUUGGCAUCGAGGCGGAGAAAGUCACCAAACCAACACUUAACUACUGUGGAGCCGGCUUGUGUUUGUUUAGCGCCAUCGUGUUCUUCUUUGUGAAAAGUGAUGGUCAGAGACCUCCUUCACCUGAAGAGACUCCGCUGUUAAUAGACAACAGUGUGAAUGCUGACCAUCAAUCAUCAGAUAACUCGUGGGUGGACAUGCUGCCGCCCUUCACCAAGCGCCUGGUAGGUUCGCUACUUGCCGUAGGUGCAGGAUUACUUUACGGCUCGUCGUUCAUCCCUGUGCUGUACAUCAAAAACCAUGCAGCUCAGCAGGACAGCCAGUAUGACGGGGCGAGUCAGUUUGAUCUAGAUUACGUCUUUGCUCAGUUCAGCGGGAUCUUCCUCACCAGCACUGUGUAUUUCUUUAUCUAUUGCGCCUGUAAAAAGAACAAACCGCAAGUUUUCCCUAAAGCCAUACUACCAGGGUUUGUUUCCGGAGUGAUGUGGGGCGUCGCCACAUGCUGCUGGUUCCUGGCCAAUCACUACCUGAAGCCAGUGGUGAGCUUCCCGAUCAUCACCACGGUUCCUGGGCUUAUUGCUGCUUUGUGGGGGGUUGUUGUGUUUAAGGAAGUAAAAGGACUGAGGAACUACCUGGUGCUCAUCCUGGCAUUUUGUUUGAUCGUGAGCGGCGCGUUGCUGACUGCCUUCUCGAUGUAGUUCCAGAUGUCCACCACAAGGUGGACACAAAAUCCCAAAUCACCUGCUCACUGUUUACCUUCAUAAACCACUGUGUACCUCAGCGUAACAUAUAAGUGCCAUAUAAGACCUAAAGACACAAAACCUGAGUCUUUUCAUUUUAGUGCCAGUUCUCUGGACCCACUGUAACUGACCUGUAAUAUUCACUGCUUUUCUUUCAAUCACAUUUACCUCAUUUUACCUCAGGUCACUUUAAAUGAUAGUGGGGCAAUUUGCCAGUCUUCUGUAUGCUUAUUAAUAUUAACUGCAUUGUUGAUUUCCUGCCACUUUACUUUAAUUUUACAUUAUUAUGAAGGGAUUACAGUCAGGCAGCUGAUUAUGAGGGCAAACUUUAUUAGAAUUUAGAUUUUUUUGUAAUAAAAAGCUCCUGUUUUGAUAA
This is a messenger RNA of Tachysurus vachellii, 1634 nucleotides long. It is a transcript of the gene tmem144a, whose product is annotated as transmembrane protein 144a. The coding region runs from base 134 to 1216 and encodes 360 amino acids. NCBI's taxonomy places the organism in Eukaryota, Metazoa, Chordata, Actinopteri, Siluriformes, Bagridae. Gene Ontology annotation, molecular function: carbohydrate transmembrane transporter activity. The transcript is spliced from 12 exons. Gene Ontology annotation, cellular component: membrane. The record is from RefSeq and is a predicted model, not a curated record. Gene Ontology annotation, biological process: carbohydrate transmembrane transport.